AAGGAUAGCUUUCGAACAAGCAUGGCAUUCACAAACUUGGCACAUUGCCAACAUAAAUUAUCAUGCCCUUAAUUUACAUUUACAUACAGAACGUUAUGAUUGAGGCGCUUUUGGAAAUCUUAUCAAGGUUAGAUUUGAUUUCAGACAAAGUAGUUUUAACAUCUAACCGUACGUGUGACAUCGCGAAGAUUGCAUAUGGAGCUAGAAAUUUGAAAGACUAAUUGAAAAUGAUUAACACCGGGAAAUUAGCAGGGCGCACGCUGUUCAUCACUGGUGCAAGCAGAGGCAUUGGGAAGGCCAUUGCAUUGAAAGCUGCUAGAGAUGGAGCCAAUGUCGUCAUCGCUGCUAAGACUGCUGAACCUCAUCCAAAGCUUCCAGGAACCAUCUAUACAGCAGCAGAACAAGUGGAGAAAGCUGGUGGAAAAUGCCUGCCAUGCAUAGUUGACAUCAGGGAAGAGUCGCAGGUAGCAUCAGCUGUCGAGGAAGCCGUCAAGAAGUUUGGAGGCAUUGAUAUUCUAGUCAACAAUGCGAGUGCUAUUAGUUUAACAGAUACGGAACACACACCUAUGAAGAAGUAUGAUCUCAUAAAUUCCAUCAAUUCAAGAGGAACAUAUCUUUGCUCCAGAGUUUGCCUUCCACACCUCAGAAAAGGAACCAAUCCUCAUAUCUUAAAUCUCAGUCCCCCUUUGAACUUUGAACCCAAAUGGUUCAGAGGUCAUGUAGCCUAUUCAAUAGCCAAGUAUGGAAUGUCUUUAUGUGUAUUGGGAAUGGCAGAUGAAUUCAAACCUUAUGGUAUUGCAGUCAACGCACUCUGGCCAAGAACAGGCAUCUGGACUGUUGCCAUGGAUAUGAUCGGAGGCGAGUCGGAAUCCACGAUGAGGAGCUGUAGAACAGUGGAUAUCGUCAGCGAUGCUGCAUACGCUAUUUUCCUCAAAGACAGUUCAACCUUCACAGGAAACUACUGCAUAGAUGAUGAGAUUAUGAGGUCCGAAGGCAUCACCGACUUGGAACGGUACUCCUGCGUGAAGGGGUCUCCUCUCCUCCCUGGCUUCUUUGUGGGCCCCGAUCCCAAAGCCAAGCCAGGGGAAUUCAUUGGAUCUUUCCCAGAUGAAUUGACUGGAGGAGGAGGAGCAGUAGCCGGUGGGGGUGAUGCAGGAGCUGGUGGAGCCGUAGCAGCCAUGUUUGAUAAGAUGGGAGGCAUGCUGAGUGAUAGUCAUGUCCAGAAGAUUGGUUCAGUCUUCCAGUUUGAGCUCUCAGGCAAAGAACCUGGAACGUGGUACCUUGAUCUCAAGAAUGGCUUAGGGUCAGCAGGCUCCGGGGCGCCCUCUAGUGACGCUGAUGCUACCUUAUCAUUAGACAGCGAUGACUUCAUCAAGAUGUUUGAAGGCAAGAUGAAAGCUUCUGUGGCCUUCAUGGGUGGUAAACUCAAGAUCAAAGGAGACAUGAUAAAAGCUAUGAAGCUGGAAAAACUCAUGGAGGAAUUCUACAAGCUUGCAUCGGCGGAGGCGCCCAAGGCUGAACCUGCAGCAGCAGCAUCGGGAAGCAGCGGAGGGCAGAUAGAAGGGAUGUUCACAAGGAUACGAGAGCUUCUGAGCGAAGAGAUGGUUGGGAAGAUCGGAGCCGUCUACCAAUUUGAUGUUUCAGGUGACGAGGCAGGGUCAUGGACCCUGGAUCUCAAGAACGGUUCUGGAUCCGCCAAGGCCGGUGCCGCCGAGAACCCGGACGUGACCAUGGUCAUGGACGCCGCCCUCUUUGUCAAAAUGUUCCAGGGUAAGAUGAACCCGACCAUGGCCUAUAUGGGCGGCAAGCUGAAGAUCAAGGGAGACCUUGGUAAAGCCAUGAAGCUGGAGGGUAUCAUGAAGAAGAUGCAAUCAAAGCUGUAGAAGUAGUUUGAAUGUAUUCAAAUGGACUUAUUUUAUUGUGAGGUUUUAUAAACCCACAAUUAUAAUGCCAAGGGACAAGAUUUUUAAACAGGGCAAAGUGUCAUAAAAAAUACAAUUUACAAUUUAUUGUCAUAGUAAUUCUAUGAAAACCUUAUACAGCAAGGUGAUUACAAUUUGUUGGAAAUAAUCCUUACCAGGCCUGUGCAUCACAAAAAGUACAUGCAGGUGUAUUAUUACUUUUUUGUGUUUGUUUUUGUUAUGUGAAAAAGUUUAAUAAAAUAUUAUAAUCAGCUAUGUUAAAUUUUGUUACAGGGUUUAAAUACUUGAGAAAUUCUAAUGCGCAGUCAACCCGCUAGGCCACAAUCCUGUUAUUUCUUUUAUCAACAUGAUAUUGAAUUUAAAAUACAGGUGAAAUUGAGUAGUAGGAUUUCAUGAGACCACAGAUAUUGUUAUGAUUAAGCCAAAUCAGAGUUAGAAGA
Molecule: messenger RNA, 2362 nt
Organism: Lytechinus variegatus (green sea urchin)
Lineage: Eukaryota; Metazoa; Echinodermata; Echinoidea; Temnopleuroida; Toxopneustidae
Product: hydroxysteroid dehydrogenase-like protein 2
Exons: 10
Coding region: 228-1883 (551 amino acids)
Cellular component (GO): mitochondrion
Source: RefSeq, a predicted model, not a curated record